AUUUUUCAAACAUAAGCAUGGGAGAGCAGCAAGAUAUGCAUGAACAAGUGAGCUUUUGGAAGAUGCCUGUUGAUGUUUUCUUCAGGGAUGCAAGGAAUGUUUUCAAAUGGGAUGUGCUUGGUAAGGAGAUACUGCAGAUUGCAGUCCCUGCUGCUCUGGCUGUAGCUGCUGAUCCUAUCGCUUCCUUAAUCGACACAGCUUUCAUUGGUCAUAUAGGUCCAGUGGAACUAGCGGCAGCAGGAGUAUCUAUUGCCUUGUUCAAUCAAGCUUCAAGGAUUACUAUAUUCCCACUUGUCAGUAUCACCACCUCCUUUGUUGCCGAGGAAGAUACUGUAGCAAAAAUGAAAAUAAAAGCAGGAAAAGGCCAGAAAUUGGAGAAGGGUUCAGACAUGCUUGAUGACCUGGAAAAAGGGGUUGCUAAACCAAAACCUGAGACGAAAGAGCCUGCACUAGAUGAUGAAAAUGGUGAAUCCUCAGAAAUGGGCAAGCAUCUGGGAAAUGAUGAAGACAAGGAAAAUGGUGAGAACUCAGACAAGAUACUAGAUGAAGGCAGUGAAGUAAAGAAUUCCAUAUCGGAAAAUGCUAAGCUGGAGAAUGGAGAGAAAGGUGUUCCUAAAAACAGUGAACCACAAGAAAAUGGUUCCAAGACAAAUAUUGAAACCGGUCCAUCUGUUGUUACGAGCAAAAAUAAGAAGCCAAAGAUGAAGAACAAAAAGCUUAAUAUUGCUUCCGCAUCAACAGCACUCAUCUUCGGUGCAAUACUUGGCCUCCUGCAAGCUAUAUUUCUCAUGUUAGGAUCCAAAGUUCUUCUUGGUGUGAUGGGUGUGAAACAUGACUCCCCUAUGCUAAAACCAGCAAUGAAGUACUUGAGAGUAAGGUCGAUCGGUGCACCUGCUGUUCUUCUUACAUUGGCCAUGCAAGGAAUCUUCCGAGGGUUUAGGGAUACUAAAACUCCUUUAUAUGUCAUCGUUGCGGGAUAUGCAAUUAACAUUGCCUUGGAUCCACUUCUCAUCUUUGUAUGCGGUUUUGGCAUCAGAGGUGCAGCUAUUGCACACGUUCUUUCUCAGUACUUGAUGGCACUGGUCCUCUUCUUAAUCUUAAUGAGAAAAGUUAAUCUCAUGCCACCAAGUGUUAAAGACUUGCAGUUUGGCAAGUUUCUUAAGAAUGGUUCUCUAUUGUUGGCUAGGGUUGUUGCUGUGACAUUCUGUGUCACCUUAGCUGCAUCUUUGGCAGCACGGCAGGGUCCAACUCCCAUGGCUGCAUUCCAGACAUGCUUACAAGUCUGGUUGACAUCAUCCCUUCUUGCUGAUGGGCUAGCUGUUGCAGGACAGGCUAUUCUAGCAUGUGCAUUUACUGAGAAAGACUACAAAAAGGCCACAGCUACCGCAACUCGGGUAUUACAGAUGGGAUUUAUCCUUGGUGUGGGACUCGCCCUUGUUGUUGGAGUUGGUUUGUACUUUGGAGCUGGAAUCUUCUCAAGAGAUGUCAAUGUUUUGCACCUUAUAAAAAUUGGCCUCCCUUUUGUUGCAGCAACACAACCAAUCAAUUCCCUCUCUUUUGUGUUUGAUGGUGUCAACUUUGGAGCAUCUGACUUUGCAUACUCUGCAUAUUCCUUGGUUCUGGUGGCUAUAGCAAGCAUUGUUUCAUUGUUCCUUCUCUCUAAAUCCGAUGGUUUUGUUGGCAUUUGGAUUGCUUUGACUAUCUAUAUGGGGUUGCGUGCAUUCGCUGGCGUAUGGAGGAUGGGGACUGGAACCGGACCCUGGCGCUUUCUCAAGGGUCGUUCAUCACCACAGCUUUCAUAAGUCUACUAAAAUAGGAAUACUUAAGAUAGUGUAUGGCCAUGAUUUUUUUU
Messenger RNA from Rosa rugosa (rugosa rose), 1852 nucleotides. RefSeq names its product protein DETOXIFICATION 43-like. The transcript has 13 exons. Lineage: Eukaryota; Viridiplantae; Streptophyta; Magnoliopsida; Rosales; Rosaceae. Bases 18 to 1802 code for a protein of 594 amino acids. The record is from RefSeq and is a predicted model, not a curated record. Gene Ontology annotation, biological process: transmembrane transport. Gene Ontology annotation, molecular function: antiporter activity; citrate transmembrane transporter activity; xenobiotic transmembrane transporter activity. Gene Ontology annotation, cellular component: membrane.